Molecule: messenger RNA, 6639 nt
Organism: Sardina pilchardus (European sardine)
Lineage: Eukaryota; Metazoa; Chordata; Actinopteri; Clupeiformes; Clupeidae
Gene: shank3b
Product: SH3 and multiple ankyrin repeat domains 3b
Exons: 24
Coding region: 208-5379 (1723 amino acids)
Cellular component (GO): postsynaptic density; dendritic spine; postsynaptic membrane
Molecular function (GO): synaptic receptor adaptor activity; ionotropic glutamate receptor binding
Source: RefSeq, a predicted model, not a curated record
UCUCCCUCUCUCUCUCUCGCGCACACACACACACACACACACACACACACACCACACCACACACACGCACACAUGCACGCACACACACACACGCACACACACACAUACAUACACAUACACAUAUACACACAGAGGCAUAGACGGAUUCUCUGAGAGGAAGCUAAGAUGGAUGGGGAAUAUCUCUAUGUCCAAUGAUCUUGUGGGAGCAUGCCUCUGAGUCCGCCAGCCGACGCCAAACAUGAGUCUCCCGACCGGCCACGGCAACAGCACGCCCCUACCAACGGUAACCACGGAGACGACAGCAUUCGGGCCUCUCCCGGGAAAAAACCUGCCACGGAUCCCAUGGAGGAUCUCCACGGAAACGCAGCCGUCAUCCGCAUUGGAAUCCCUGACCUGCAGCAAACAAAAUGCAUGCGUUUGGACCUGGAGGCGCCGGUGUGGGUGUGUAAGCAGCGCAUCCUGGUGACCCUCACCCAGAGCCUGACCGACGUGCUCAACUAUGGCCUCUACCUGCCCGCCUUCAACGGCCGCGCCGGAAAGUUCCUGGACGAGGAGAGGCAGCUCCGGGACUACCCCAUGCCCACGGUCACCCCGGUCCCUUACCUCGAGUUCCGCUACAAGAGACGAGUGUACACACAGAGCCACGUGGAUGACAAGCAGUUGGCUAAACUUCACACCAAGGCCAACCUGAAGAAGUUUAUGGAGGUCGUGCAGCUGAGGUGUGUUGAGAAAGUCUCCAGAUUUCUGGAAAAAGGACUGGACCCAAACUUCCAUGAUUCAGACAGUGGAGAGUCUCCCCUCACCCUGGCCGCACAACUGGACUCGUGUGCAGACCUGAUUAAGGUCCUGCGUAACGGAGGCGCCCACCUGGACUUCAGGACCAGAGAUGGCAUCACCGCGCUGCACAAGGCCGUGCAGUCCAGAAACCACGUUGCACUAACAACCCUGCUGGACCUGGGGGCCUCGACGGACUACAAGGACAGCCGGGGCCUGACUCCCCUCUACCACAGUGCCAUGGUGGGCGGAGACCCGUACUGCUGCGAGCUGCUGCUCUACGACCACGCCCAGCUGGGCCACAGCGAUGAGAACGGCUGGCAGGAAAUCCACCAGGCCUGUCGCCAUGGAAACGUGCAGCACCUGGAACACCUCUUAUUUUACGGAGCAGAGAUGAGUGCCCAAAAUGCCUCAGGAAACACAGCACUGCACCUGUGUGCCCUCUACAACCAGGAUGGCUGUGCCAGAGUCCUGCUGUUUCGAGGAGCUAAUAAGGACAUCAAAAACUACAACAACCAGACAGCAUUUCAGGUCGCCAUCAUUGCAGGAAACUUUGACCUGGCAGAGAUCAUAAAGGUUCACAAACCCUCAGAUGUCGUGCCUUUCAGGGAGAGCCCCUCCUACUCUUCCAGGCGUAAAGGCGGGUCCAGUGGGUGUCUGUCCCCCCGUCGCUCUGCCCUGCUGCGCUCGGCCAGUGACAACGCUCUGGACGAGAGUCUGCCGGCCCCCUCGCCCGCCCCCUCCCUGCGCAGCCUGCCCCCGCUGGACGCCGAGGAGACGUCGCCCUCGCAGCAGCAGCAGCGCGGCCAGCAGGGGGCGCCCUCGCAGACGCGCAGCCUCAGGAGACACACCCGCGGCCACCUCAGUCCUGGGAGCCCGGUGCAGCGUGAGCCCAGUCCUCCGGCGGUGUCGCGGGGGCCCAAGCGGCGACUCUACAGCGCUGUACCCGGCCGCACCUUCAUCGCCAUCAACUCGCACACGCCGCUGGGAGAGGGCGAGAUCACACUCAACCGCGGAGAGAGAGUCAAGGUGAUGAGCAUUGGAGAGGGAGGCUUCUGGGAGGGGUCCGUUAAAGGAAGGACCGGCUGGUUUCCUGCACACUGCGUGGAGGAAGUCCAAAUGAGACAAUAUGACCCUCGGUUAGAAACACGGGAGGAUCGGACCAAGAGGCUGUUCAGGCACUACACCGUGGGCUCUUAUGACAACUAUACUUCCUACAGUGAUUAUGUCAUCGAGGAGAAGAGUGCCACGCUACAGAAGAGAGACAGCGAGGGCUUCGGAUUCGUCCUGCGCGGAGCGAAAGCUGAGACACCCAUCGAGGAGUUCACACCUACACCAGCGUUUCCAGCCCUCCAAUACCUGGAAUCCGUGGACCUGGAGGGUGUGGCCUGGAGGGCGGGGCUUAGAACAGGCGACUUCCUGAUAGAGGUGAAUGGCGUGAGCGUGGUGAAGGUUGGGCACAGACAGGUGGUGUCUCUGAUCCGACAGGGAGGCAGCAGGCUGGUCAUGAAAGUUGUGUCUGUGUCUCGCAAACCAGAUACUGGAGAUGUAGUCCGCAAAAAAGCCCCACCUCCCCCAAAGAGAGACCCCAGCACAAGCCUGACUCUGCGUUCCAAGAGCAUGACGGCCGAACUGGAGGAGCUGGCAUCCAUGCGGAGGCGAAGAGGGGAGAAGCUGGAUGAGAUGCUGAGCAGCAGUAAGGAGCCGGUGGUGGUGAUGAGGCCACGCCCCACGGAGGCGGACUCUCGCGCUGCCACCGUCAAGCAGAGACCAAUCAGCCGGAGAAUCACACAGGCAGAGAUUAGUAAUCUCCUGGAGAGGCAAGGAAUGUCUCCAUCUUCUGGGAUGCAGCUGGGAUUGGAUAAGAGUCACAUGCAGCUGCCGAGAGGAAUGUCCAGAACAAAAUCCUUCGAGAUGUUUCACACAGGUGCCCCCGAGGACGACCGAAUCUCCGCUCUGAUUGGAGAACACCGGUUUCCACGGAGCUCUUCCAUGACGGACAGCUUCCACCACAUUCCGCCCCCGCCUCAGACGGCGCCCCCUCCGCCCCCGACUUCCUACUACAUGGACUCCGGUCCGCCUCCGGCCUUCCUCCCCCCGCCCCCUCCGUCGCGGGCGUCCAAUCAGUCGCGCUCGAGCUUCCGCCCGGGCGCGGAGCCCAAGCUGCACGGGCCCGUGACGACGGAGCGGCAGCGGAAAGCGCGUUCGAUGAUCAUCCUGCAGGACACGGCGCACCUGCCCGUGGAGCCCACCGCCAUCUCGCGUCCGGCGACGCCCACCUCGGGUCACUCCGGGCAGCCGCUGCAGGAGCGCGGCAGGCGGCGGACGUCCGGCGUGGAGAACCCCUACGCCAACGUGGGCCGCCUGAGCACCCUGUACACGCCGGCCAAGCCGCAGCGCCGCAAGAGCCCGCUGGUCAAGCAGGGCCAGGUGGAGGAGGCCGGCGUCGGAGGAGGGAUCGUCCCGCUGAUCCGCGAGCCGUCUCCCGUCGGGACGCUGCCGCGCAUCCCGCACAGCAGCCGGGCCGAGCAGUUCCAGCAGCAGGUGCUGUCGGAGCGCGCCCGCAUCACGCCGCCCGGGGCCCGGCGCCGGCCCAGCGUCUUCCUGUCGGUGGAAGGGGGCGCCACCGAGCCGCAGACGGUGCUGCUGUCGCAGUCGCACUCCAUGGACGAGCUGGCCGAGCUGCCGCCGCCCGCUCCGAUGCUCUCGCCGGGGCCCCCGCCGGGGGGGUCCACCUUCAUCCACCCGCUGACCGGCCGGCCGCUGGACCCGUCGUCGCCGCUGGCGUUGGCGCUGGCCGCGAGGGAGCGCGCGCUGAGCGGCCGGACCACGCCCACCACGCCGUCCCCGUCGCCGACGCCCAGCCAGGGCCGGGGCUCGGAGCGUCCCGAGACGGAGGGAGGGGCGACCACGCCGACGGCGGUCGAGGCCACGCCGCCGCCGUCCUGGAGGGACGAGCCGAUCAGCAUCAUCGAGACGCCGCCGCCCAGCGAGAUGGUCGUCGUCGUCGGCAGCGGCGGCAGCCCCGCGUCAGGAAGGAGCCCGGAGACCACGCCGGCCCCGUCCAGCCUGACGGACACCGAGCACAGCCCGACCUCGACCGCGGUCCCCCGCGUGCCCUCGCCGGCGCCGCCGCUGGCCAUCCUGUCCGGCCGCAGCAUGACCAUGAGCUCGGAGGAGGAGGCCGAGCCGUACACGGUCACGCUCCCGCCGGCGCUGCUGUCGUCCAGCGACGAGGAGACGCGCGAGGAGCUGCGCAAGAUCGGCCUGGUGCCGCCGCCCGAGCCCUUCGCCAACGGCCUGCUGGCCAAAGAGGCGCCCAUCAAGGCCACGCUGGCGCUCGUCAGCGCUUCCGGCCCGCGGCCCGUACCGGCAUCCGCCGCCGCCGCCGCUAGCGGCACCUCGACCUCUUCCGCGUCCGCCUCGGGGGGCAAGUGCGACUCGGUGGCCACGGACUCGGGCGUGGAGGACCCGCACCUGGAGACGACCAGCACGGUGUCGACGGUCUCCAGCAUGUCCACGCUGUCGUCGGAGAGCGCCGACUCGGCGCACGCCAAGCCCAAGUGCGUGGUGGGCCGCGGGCGCCCGGCCGCUCUCAUGCGCGACCCGCUGCUCAAGCAGUCGUCCGACAGCGAGCUGCUGCCCCAGGUGCAGGGCGGCACGGGCACCCCCGGCCGGCCCCGGUACCUCUUCCAGCGCCGCUCCAAGCUCUGGGGGGAGGUGGAGCCGCGCGGCCUCGGAUCUUCCGCCGAGCAGCAGGAGAGGGGAGGAGGAGGAGGAGGGGCAGGAGGUGGCGCGGGUGGAGGAGGAGGCGCGGGGGGAGCGAACGAGGGCCGGCCGGCGGCCAUGGGCGCCGAGCUCCUGAGCAAGGACUCGCACUCGCUCGGGGAGGAGCCCAUCGUCGGGGCCGCGCUCGACCCUGGCAGGAGGUCGCCCGUCGGAGGGGCGAGAUGUGAGGAGGAGGGCGGAGAGAGUAAAUCGUUGUUCAGCAGCCUGGGCGAGCUGCACACCAUCUCCCAGCGCAGUUACGGCACCACCUUCACCAUCCGCCCAGGCACCCGUUACCCGGUGACGCGCCGCACGCCCAGCCCCGGCGCUACGCCCGACCGCGGCGGCGACUCGCCGCUGGGCCCCGUGCGCAGCACCUUCGGCAGCGGCGGAGGCGGCGGCGGCAGCAGCAGCAGCCCCCACCUGCCGCACCACCACCACCACCACCACACCAUCCUCAAGUCGUCCAGCCUCAGUCUGCCCACGGAGCCCAAGGAGGUGCGCUUCGUCAUGCGGAGCGCCAGCGCUCGCGCCCGCAGCCGCUCGCCCUCGCCGUCGCCCUGCGCCUCGCCGUGCCCGUCGCCCGUGCUGGGCGGGCCGCUCAUGGCGCUGCGGCCCUUCCGCCAGCGCCCGCUGGCGCUCUGGAACAAGUACGACGUGGGCGACUGGCUGGAGAGCGUCGGCCUCGGUGAGCACCGCCAGCGCUUCCUGGAGCACGAGAUCGAGGGCGCGCACCUGCCCGCGCUCACCAAGGACGACCUGGCCGAGCUGGGGGUGACGCGCGUUGGCCACCGCAUGAACAUCGAGCGCGCGCUCAAGCAGCUGCUGGACACUUGAAGGUGCCCACCUCAAGAUGGCCGCUCACUCUCCAGGCCGCCGCGCAAAAAUGUUCCUCUCCGUACAGACGUAGAAUUUACACUGGAGUUUGGCACAGAAUAGUUGAACCUGCACAACCCCCCUUCCAAUCCAAACACAGCCAUCGACAAUCUACACUACCCCCCCCCCCACACACACACACACACACAUACACACACAUACACACACAAACAACAACUGGAUCAAUAUCCAGGAUUUAUCUACAACUUUAAUUUAUACAACAAUAUAGCAGACCUAUCCAUACCCCUCACACUUUCCCCCAAUGCCAUGCAAAAAAACCCCACUAAUAUUCAACAUCUAUAUAAGGCAUUCUUAGUACCCCAAGACAAAAUAGCCACUUUAACAUCCUUACCUUCAAAAUGUUUUUUUUUUUAGUCACAGAAUCAGCAUAGUAUCUAACCUCUAACUAGUCCCAACAUUUUGGUAUAUCACCUUUUACCCUUACCAGGUAGUCCCAGUCCAAUAUUUUGCUGUGGUGGUACAGUAUACUGGGUCAUAACAGACUGGGCCUGGGUUGCUGUGGUUGAUGUUAAGUGAAAAUUAAUGUUCAACAUCUAUGGUUAAAGGAGAUUGCCUUUGGAGAGCUUUCUGCUCUCUACCUUUUUAAGCAACCUUUGAACAGAUUCUGCCUCCAUCUAGAUUUAAUAAAAUGAAAGUAUUUUCAGCUAACUUUUAUAUGUAUGAAUUAAAACAGGCUAUAUAUUUAAGAUGGAACGAAUUGUAUUGCGUAUGAAUGCAACUUGAAGUUUAACUUCACAGUUUAACCUUAUAUUGUGUCUUUAAAAAGUUUGUGGUAGAGUUAAUUUGGUCAGAUUUACAGCUAUUUUACCUUUGAAGCAAAGUCCCUUAUCACAAUUAUUGCUUUCUAUUAAUCUGUGCUUUGAUUAAUAUGAUGUUCCCAAUAUAUUUAUUAUUUUAUUCUCUUUACAAAGUCAAAAAUGUUGUUGGACGAAGGCGUUUGAGACGUUAGUAAAUGUGGCAGAUGUCUGUAAAUAUGUUAUUUUCUUUCUUUCCUUCUUUCUUUGUUUUCAACUUAAACAGAAGCAAUGAAAAUGUGUGUUAUUUACAUGCUGACUAUGGUUGCUCCGAGGGCUGUGAUGUUUGCUCACCUCUGUGAAUGACUUACAAAGAUCAGGUGCUAUGUUACAAAGCCAUCUGCACACACACACGCACACACACACGCACGCACACACGCGCACACACACAGACACAGACACGGAC